AUGAGUUCCCUGAACGCUGUAUUAGGAACUAUAAUUGUGCUGCUUCUUGUCCUUAUAGGGCUGGUUAGCUACCUAAUAGCCACGCAAGCAAUCGACAUUGGCAUAUUUGGCGAAAGCGCUACCAGCACUGAGCCUGGCGGGACUACUACUUUACCUCCUGUUGUACCCAUUGAAACCGGUUUAAUUUGCGCCGAUCCAUUUAACCCGCCGUCGAUCUACUCAUCACGAAUUGUUGGAGGUCAAGAUGCUGUUCAAGGAAGUUGGCCAUGGAUAGCGCAUCUUGGAGUUUGUGGUGCUACAAUAUUGACUAAGAAGACUGAUGGUAGUAACGAUAUAAUAAUGACAGCCGCUCACUGUUGUGGUUAUUUCAGCGAAGCUUACAUUGGCAAACACGACGAAAACGGAAACGAUUAUUUCACAGUGCCAAUUUUGCAUUAUGAAAUGCAUCCUCAAUACAAUGAAAACACGGUGUCGCACGACUACUGCAUUCUCUUUGUACCAAAUCUGAUACAAAGUGCAAGUCCUGGGGCCGUCUUCGAACCUGCUUGUCUACCAGAUGGUUAUUUUGGACACGAGAAACAAUGCAACGUAGCCGGCUGGGGUACCCUUUCUUCUGGCGGAUCUACGCCUGAUAUUCUCCAAGAAGUCGAUAUCACGCUUAUGUCAAAAGACUACUGCAUCCAAAAUAGUGUUUUGACCGGAAACGACUUAGAUGAAUCUAUGUUCUGCGCAGGACGGCUUGACGGUGACGAGGACGGACAAACAGAUGGAGGAAAAGACUCUUGCCAGGGAGAUUCCGGCGGGCCAGUUAUUUGUUCUCAAAAUGGAGUACCAUUCUUGUCGGGCGUGGUUUCAUGGGGCUUCGGCUGUGCUGAUGAAGGAGCGCCAGGCUUUGUUAAAACUUGGGCAAUGAGUUUUUUCUCUGCAACUCCGCCGUGCUUCGCCGCCAUCAAUUAUAAUCCAGAUAACGAGUCCAACUUCUGCGACAUAACUUCUGCUGGGAUUCAUGAGGGACAGCAAUAUGGAAUCACGAUUCCUCAAGAUUACGGAGAGGACAAUAACUGCACGCUGACUAUAAACAGGAUUUCUUCGACAAAAGCGAUAAAUCUGUACAUAGAAUUUCUUGAUUUGGAGCCUGGAUACGAUUUCCUUUACAUCGAUUCAAACGCACAGUCAUCCUUGUACAGCAAACUGAUCAGCAUCGACCAAGAUAGUGUCCAGCUAAGAUUUACAUCUGAUUAUGCGAUUUCUAAUUACAAUGGACUGAAAAUGUCUGUCAUAUUAGGAGACUAUGACAACAACUGUGACAUCGUUUCAUCAAGAUCCCUGAAAGAUGCCCGUAAGCCAAAAUCGCUUACGAAAAAAUCGCAAGCUCAAGAAAACUAA
Messenger RNA from Oikopleura dioica, 1386 nucleotides. Lineage: Eukaryota; Metazoa; Chordata; Appendicularia; Copelata; Oikopleuridae. The record is from the annotation of a GenBank genome assembly.